CUGGGGAGUCCCAGUCUGGCCGGAGUUGGCUGGAGCUGUUGCCAUGACAAGCAUUUUCUUAAGACAGCUCUGCUGUUGAGACCGUCCUAGGCUGGGGAUAGGGUGGGGGCACGAACUUCCUGGGGGACCAUCCCUCCGAAGACGGCGAGGUCAGACACCCGCCCAGCUCCCUGCACCCAUUUUCUUCCAGGAAGGUCCUUCUCGUGGAAGGGCUGGGGAAGAAGACCCAGCCCACUCCCCCAGCUGUUGCUCAAAGGCCAGAGCGCAAAGCCAGCAUCACUAGGUGGUUUUCCACACUGGGGAGAGCGGUGGGUGGUCACCCCACCCUACUCGGUCCAUGGAAACGCGGAGGGAGAGUCCCGCUUGGAGGCACCUGAAUCUUUGCUAACAAGAGAGGAAGAAAGGAUGGUACUUCAGUCUUCUAGCCUAUCAUCCUCCAGGAUGGAGAACACGCCUAGCCCAGAAUGCUCCAAGUGACUGACUAUCCUGACCUGACCUUCCUGACUGGAAAACUAGACCUAGCUGUCAUCGUUAUCCAGGGAGCCCUCCUCUUCCUCCUGACGACGCUGCUCUACCAUCGCAGUUGCUGGUUGUUGCUAAGGUUGCCUCCAUGGUAACAUGCUUAUCCUGUUUACACUUUUAUAUGGGCAAGUAGUCUAAGCUAGGAAUCAAUCUACUCUGGACAACUAUUUCCAUCAUCACCCAGAGGACACCAAUCAGCGUGACGCCAAAUCCAUCUUCUACUAAGUUCCUCCAACGUCUUCCUCCUCUCACUAGUAGACUUGAUACAGAAGAAAGGAUCUAGGCUUGGUGUUGCCACUCUGAAGCUUGUUGCACAAGAUAUUGUCAAUUUAACCCCUAUCUGGGCCCCAAGAGAGAAAAGAAGUGGGAGAAACGGGGAAGAGAAGGCAAAAGACAUUGAUCAGUUGGAGGGAAAUCUACAUCUUCUCUGUUUGAGAGUCUGGUAACCGGAGGCAAAAUGACGAACCCAUCAGGACAUAGCUUGGCAGGCAACUCGGUGUCUGAGAACUAUGAAGGGGAGUUUGGCUGCACAUUAAUGGACCUUAGAAAGCUCAUGGAGCUUCGUUCGGCUGAUGCAGUCACCCAAAUCAGUACCCACUAUGGAGGUGUACAGGACAUCUGCGCUAGACUGAAAACCUCCCCUGUAGAAGGUCUAUCUGGGAACCCUACAGAUCUGGAGAAACGUAGACUUGUUUUUGGACAGAACGUGAUACCUCCAAAAAAGCCCAAGACUUUCUUAGAAUUAGUAUGGGAAGCCCUGCAGGAUGUCACUCUCAUCAUCCUGGAGAUUGCAGCCAUCAUCUCCCUGGUCCUGUCCUUCUAUCGACCCCCUGGCGGAGACAAUGAAAUGUGUGGUCAGGCUUCAAGUGGCCCAGAUGAAGAGGAGGAAGCAGAAACCGGCUGGAUUGAGGGGGCAGCCAUCCUUACCUCGGUGAUCAUUGUGGUGUUAGUGACGGCCUUCAAUGACUGGAGCAAAGAGAAGCAGUUCCGGGGGCUGCAGAGUCGCAUUGAGCUUGAGCAAAAAUUCUGCAUCAUCCGGAAUGGGCAGCUCAUCCAACUGCCAGUGGCUGAGAUUGUGGUGGGAGAUAUUGCCCAGAUCAAAUACGGUGACCUGCUGCCUGCAGAUGGAAUCCUAAUCCAGGGAAAUGACCUGAAGAUUGAUGAGAGCUCUCUGACAGGAGAAUCAGACCAUGUCAAGAAGUCUCUGGACAAAGAUCCCAUGUUGCUCUCAGGUACUCACGUGAUGGAAGGUUCUGGCCGGAUGGUAGUGACUGCUGUGGGAAUCAACUCCCAGACUGGAAUCAUCUUCACCCUCUUAGGGGCUAGUGAGGAAGAUGAGGAGGAAAAUAAGAAGAAAGGUAAAAAACAAGGAGUCUCUGAAAAUCGCAACAAAGCAAAGACCCAAGAUGGAGUGGCCUUGGAAAUCCAGCCACUCAACAGCCAGGAGGGCAUCGACAUUGAGGAAAGGGAGAAGAAAGUAAACAAGAUGCCUAAGAAGGAGAAGUCGGUGCUGCAGGGCAAGCUCACACGGCUGGCUGUGCAGAUCGGGAAGGCGGGUCUGAUCAUGUCUGCCCUCACAGUGGUCAUCUUGAUUCUCUACUUUGUGAUUGACAAUUUCGUGAUACAAGGCAGAGCAUGGCUACCUGAGUGCACUCCCGUCUACAUCCAGUAUUUUGUCAAGUUCUUCAUCAUCGGCGUCACUGUAUUGGUAGUGGCUGUGCCAGAGGGGCUGCCACUGGCUGUCACCAUCUCGCUGGCCUACUCUGUGAAGAAAAUGAUGAAGGACAACAACUUGGUACGGCACUUGGACGCUUGUGAGACAAUGGGCAACGCCACAGCCAUUUGCUCUGAUAAGACAGGAACACUGACUAUGAACCGCAUGACAGUGGUACAAGCUUAUGUUGGGAACACUCAUUACCGCCAGAUCCCAAGCCCUGAUGUCUUCCCGCCCAAGGUUCUGGACCUCAUAGUCAAUGGCAUUUCUAUUAACAGUGCUUAUACUUCUAAGAUUCUGCCUUCAGAAAAAGAGGGAGGCCUACCCCGGCAGGUAGGCAACAAGACAGAGUGUGCCCUGCUGGGCUUUGUCACAGAUCUGAAGCAGGAUUACCAAGCAGUUCGAAACGAAAUGCCUGAGGAGAAGCUCUUCAAAGUGUACACCUUCAACUCAGUGCGCAAGUCCAUGAGCACCAUCAUCAGGAAGCCGGAAGGGGGCUUCCGCAUGUUCAGCAAAGGCGCCUCUGAGAUAAUGCUGCGCAAGUGUAAUCGAAUCCUGAACAAGGAAGGAGAAACCAUACCGUUCAAAAGUAAGGACCGAGAUGACAUGGUACAUAAUGUCAUUGAGCCCAUGGCCAAUGAAGGACUCCGGACUAUCUGCAUAGCUUACCGGGAUUUUGAUGACACAGAGCCCAUGUGGGACAAUGAGAAUGAAAUACUCACUGAGCUGACCUGCAUUGCCGUGGUGGGCAUUGAGGACCCUGUGCGCCCAGAGGUACCCGAUGCAAUUAACAAAUGCAAACGGGCUGGCAUUACUGUCAGAAUGGUGACAGGUGAUAAUGUCAACACAGCACGGGCCAUUGCCACCAAAUGUGGCAUUCUGACCCCUGGAGAUGACUUCUUGUGCUUAGAAGGAAAAGAGUUCAACAGGCUUAUCCGCAAUGAGAAGGGUGAGGUUGAACAAGAAAAGCUGGACAAGAUCUGGCCCAAGCUUCGGGUGCUGGCACGAUCUUCUCCCACGGACAAGCACACACUGGUGAAAGGUAUCAUUGACAGCACUGUUGGGGAACAGCGGCAGGUGGUGGCUGUCACCGGCGAUGGGACAAAUGAUGGACCUGCUCUGAAGAAAGCAGAUGUUGGUUUUGCCAUGGGUAUUGCAGGCACAGAUGUGGCUAAGGAGGCGUCAGACAUCAUCCUGACCGAUGACAACUUCACCAGCAUUGUGAAGGCAGUGAUGUGGGGACGGAACGUGUACGACAGCAUUUCCAAGUUCCUGCAGUUCCAGCUCACUGUCAAUGUGGUAGCUGUGAUCGUGGCUUUCACUGGAGCCUGUAUCACUCAGGAUUCUCCAUUGAAAGCAGUGCAGAUGUUGUGGGUUAACCUGAUCAUGGACACUUUUGCUUCCCUGGCCCUGGCCACAGAGCCCCCUACGGAUUCUCUGCUGAGGCGUCGCCCCUACGGGCGAAACAAGCCCCUGAUCUCACGUACCAUGAUGAAGAACAUCUUGGGCCAUGCAGUGUAUCAGCUCACAGUCGUCUUUUUCCUUGUCUUUGCUGGUGAGCGGCUGUUUGACAUUGAUAGCGGAAGGAAGGCGCCUCUCCACUCGCCACCCAGCCAGCACUAUACCAUUGUUUUCAACACCUUUGUGCUGAUGCAGCUCUUCAACGAAAUCAACUCCCGGAAGAUCCACGGUGAGAAGAAUGUCUUUGCAGGCAUCUACCACAACGCCAUUUUCUGCUCUGUGGUUUUAGGCACAUUCUUCUGCCAGAUUUUCAUCGUGGAGUUCGGGGGUAAGCCCUUCAGCUGUACAAGCCUCACCCUGGAGCAGUGGUUGUGGUGUGUUUUCAUAGGGAUUGGAGAACUUUUGUGGGGCCAGGUGAUCUCUGCCAUUCCUACCAAGUCUCUGAAGUUCCUGAAGGAGGCUGGACAUGGCGCUGACAAGGAGGAGAUCACCAAGGAUGCUGAGGGAAUGGAAGAGAUUGAUCUUGCUGAGAUGGAACUGCGCAGAGGCCAGAUCCUCUGGUUCCGUGGCCUGAACCGGAUUCAGACUCAGAUCAAAGUGGUCAGAGUGUUCCAUAAUUUCCAUCAAGUCGUUCAUAAACCCAGGAACCAACUCUCCAUCCACCACUUCAUGACCCAGCCUGGAUACAAUGCAGAUGAUGAGUUUCCACAGUCAUUCCAGGAUGAUCAAGAGGGAGAUCCUGAAUCGGCUCCUAAGGCGGAGACUAGGGUGCCUCUGUUAGAUGGUGAGGCCACUCCAUAUGACAACAAAAACAACAGUGCCGUGGAUUGCAACCAAGUGCAAAUCGUUGCCUCCCAUUCCGACAGCCCUCUGCAAAGCCUGGAGACAUCAGUUUGAACUCCCAUUCUCUGAUUCCCGUCCCUGCGUUCCCUAAUUCUUUUAUCAUUUAUCCCGUCUAUAAAGUGAUGAUGGGACUUGUCACUGUUAUGUCAGCCGUUCCUAAGUGUGUGAGAACCCCCACCUGGCCAUGAAGAAACAAGAACACAGACUACAAGGAUUCGGUCAAACCCUGAUCUGCUCCUUAGGUAUACCAGUUCUCAUUUUUAAAGAAAUGAUGACAAUCCUCCUGGCAUCACCCAACCCAGAGUCUCCACAGCAUUCCCACAUGUGUCACCACUUCCUGACUUGGAGACUUCAGGAGUUUCUGCCAUUUACAAGCUAAGUUGUGGGCUCAGGGAGAGACAAAUGCCCUGUGUUUGUGUUUCAGUAGACUGGUAAUUCUUAGAACAUAUUUUCCUAUUUUGAAAAUGCAUAUCCUAAGGCCGCUAGCUCUCCCUGCCCUUCAGUCUGACCUCCCCAGGGUUCUUUGGUUCUUAUAUGACCCUUAUCAUCCUUCCUCUUACUUUUUUUUUAAGUUGUGGUAAUUAAGAGAAUGGAAAGGACAUGUACAAGUUGAGUCGACUUUGGCCCCUUCUGGCCCCAAUAGAACCUUUCAUUUUGUUCUAGAGGCAGGCUAAAAUGGUCUUUUUGAAGCAAAUGAACUGAUGAAAUAUUUCCCUAUUCUCAUCAGGUCAGCUCCAACUUCUGAAUGUCCAUCUGUCUUCUUGGGUGUGUCAGGGUUUUUAAGUGCCAGGGAAAUCAGCCAUGACCAUGACGCUUGCAUAUGUAUAAUGUAUAGUUUUUACCAUAGGCCUGAGCUUCCUCCUUGCCUAAGGUGGUAGCAAAAGAAUCAAUGGGACAUGACCCUGUCUCCUAGCUGGAUGAGAAGUUUCAGGACCAACCUGGAGCAGGCCUAGGACCAGAAAUCACUGAAGCAGACUAUUUUCAAGGGUAUUUGCCAAGGCUCUCCCAGGGCAGGAGCUGACUGUUGGGGGAAUGAGUAUCAAGAAGCCUUGGGAAGGGCUAAAGAACCAAUCCACCGGAUCUGAGGAACCUCCCCACAGGUUGGGCGCCUGAGUACCAGCUUUGACAUUCUCUUCACUUUACUAAUUCUAUGCUUUGUUGUGCCCCAUAUUUUCCACCUCAAAGGAGGUCCCCAACUUUUGAAAAUAUUCCAUUGUUGAAAAUACACAUCCAAAAGAGGAGGUUUCCUGACAGUGUUCUGUCAAGGAGCAAAGGGCCCUUCCCGGAAAGCUCCUGCCUCCUCUCUCCUCGCUUUCAUACCCCCUCCUCCAGCCUUCAGCAUUGAGCAUCUCCACUGCUACCCAGGAAAGCCCGUGCCUUUUCACCCGGACACAUCCUCUGCCCACCCACCUCUCAGGAGCUGGGAAUGUCACCAAAAGGGACUUCGCCUUACUGGGACAAGCUGGAGGCACAUUCCCAGGUGCUCCAUCUGUAUCCCUACUUUGCUGAUCUAAUCUUGUUUGUGCAGGUGGACCAAAUUUAUGUCCCCAAGUCCCAUCUCCUGUUACGUCAGUGAAGCCUGCCUCCCACUCUCCAUGGUGAUGGGAAUAGAAAAGGAUGCAUGAGGCUCAUGAGAACUGCCAGGUUUCCACGUGGGAGGGAAAGGCAAGAUGAACUUGUCUACUCCUAGCCUUUCUUCUAGAGAUCUUCCUCCCUCCCCACUUUUCACCCAGGCUGCCAAGGUAGGGUGAGUGUAGAAACAACCACCAUUCUACACUCAAUACAGCAUAAUCCAUCGUUAUAGGAGACAGGGAGAAGGCUUUCACUUGGGUUUUGUAAAGCUUACACACUUCAGCAGUCUUUCCUCAUGGAAAAAAAACAGCUCACUUGAGUUGUUAAUUACACACACACACACAUGCACACACACACAUACACACAUGUUUAGUACAUUAGAAGAUUUGAAUUUGUCAACUGUUUUAUUACCUCAGAUCAUUUUUUAAAAGCAAGCCAAUAACAAGCUCCGAAGGCCAUUUUACCAUCCUUGCUCCUAAGAGACUUUUGUGGUGCCUGGCAGGUCUCUCUCGAGGGCUUUAUGUCUACUUUUUCAAAGUCAAUAGUUGUUGUGUAUGUGUGUGUAUGUUUGAGUGUGUUUGAGUGUGUGUGCGCGCAUGUUCUAGUUUCCGUAGUGAGAGAGAAAAAUAUAGAAAUAUUAUGCAAAAAUAGUUUUCUUUAGAUCAGAAACUAAUAUUUUUGAGUCAGCCAUAUAUAUAUUUAAAGAAUUUCAAAUAAAGUGCCAUCAUGAAGCACCAUAGAGGGGAGCACACACCCAGCUGUUUGACAUGACAAGUGGCUCAGUAUAUUUGCAGUUGGUUAAAAAAAAUAUACCAUACUUCCUUUCUCCAAACAGCCAUCUUUAUAUUUAGGGGGAAAAUGUUGGUUAUAGACUUUUUUAAUUAUAAAUUUUGUUGAUAUGGAAUUGAGUAAGUUCAAGUAUUUCUGUGCAUAUGUUUUUAUAUGUUUUUUCUAUUCAGUUUCAGUGAUCCAGGUGGCAGUGAGUACCUAUGACAGAAGUUAAUAAUAGUUUCCCCUAAAUGGUGCUUUGGAUUUGAAAGAGGUCUGGUGGGGAGAAAGAGAACAUAUUCUAGAGCUGUCUUUUGAUAAACCUAGAAAAACGGGUAAGAACCUGCAGGUAGUGAGGGAACCACUGGAAGAGGCUUCUCGACUGUCAGGACAUGGAUGUGUGCUGCCAUGGAGGAGUGCCAGGCUUGUUGGUAACCAGGGGUGAGGGCCAGUUGGACUUCUGUUUCGAAGGAGUUCGCUGGCAGAGUGUUGUCAGUGACAGUCUCUCCUGGUCAGCAAGGGAACUCUGACGUGGGGCUUGCAUUUCUUUAUGCUUCCUGCACUCCCUUUUUCCCCUAGAGUGAUCCCAUUAGUGAGUUUUUGUGCAUGAAUCUGAGUUGAGACACCUUCCUAUUUUGUAUAAUACAGCAGAUGGGAGACUGAGCUCCAAAUUGGAAAAGACAAAUACAGCAAUGGCUGCUUCUAGCUCUGUCUGGCAGUCUGAGGACUAGGUCCUUCUCAACAGCCCUUCACUGUCCUUUAAAGUGCUUCUCCCAUCCCAAAAGAUGUAAGAGAGACCAGCUAGACUCCCUCUGGGCACACGUGAAUUCCUCAGGUUUGGAAUUCUGUUUUCCUUCAAGCUUUAGGGGAGAGUUACACAGGUCAAUCAGAGUGAUUACCUCACUGCCGAAAAUCCAGAGGAGCAUGCAAGCUUGAAUAUGCCUGGAUCCUCUCCUGUAUCCUUCCCUUUCUCCCCAUCCCUCGCCUUACCCUUACUGUGGUACCAUUGCAGUCCGCACAUUCAGCCACCUUCUACGUCUGGGGUCUACCCAUGGCACCAGUGGGGGUGGGCAGUUACAAUGCCUGCUGUCCUGAAGCCAUCCCAGCCUCCUCCUCAGUAGACCAGACACCCUCCCUCCUCUCCAUUCAGCUCAGAGCCAGAACGUUUGCCUUCCCAGCUCUGCAGUUAGGUCUGCUAUCCCCUUUCUUCUUCUUGGGGGAGGCAAAGGGAGGUGAGCUCCCUGCAACUGAAUCGGCCUUUGGUUUGUGUUUUCUCCCCAUGUGUAUAUAUGCCAUAUGUAAAUAUGCCAUAUAUAUGUGCCAACAAAUGGAUCUAUGCCAUCUUUUCUAAUCGGCAUGCAGAUAGGAAUUUUGAGUUUCUUCUCAGUAACUAGUAUAAUGAGCACUGGUAUUUUUGUACAAAAGGAAAAAAAAAACAGAAAAUUGACUGUUGUAGUCUGCAUGACAGACAUGAUGAUAGCAAAGCAAUGUAUAUCUUAGCGUGUGUUGCCAUAGUUUGCAGUUCAUCUUAACAGUGCACCCAAUCUGUAUUUGCAUUUAUAUUAUUUAAGCUCUAUGUAUAAUGUUUUGCAUGUAUUUAUAUGGUUCUUGGGGGGGAUGCUAUAAACUGACAAAUGUGUAAUGCAACUGUAUCGUCUCACUGACACGGGAAGAGGAGUUUUAAAAGGGUUAAUUUUUUUGAACCAAUAAAGCUUUUUGCUGAUGAGAAGAAACUAAUGUCAUGCACUGAGAAUAAAAACCCAUGCCCACUUGUUAA
This is a messenger RNA of Mesocricetus auratus (golden hamster), 8657 nucleotides long. RefSeq names its product ATPase plasma membrane Ca2+ transporting 4 (gene Atp2b4). Gene Ontology annotation, molecular function: PDZ domain binding; ATP binding; P-type calcium transporter activity. The transcript is spliced from 22 exons. NCBI's taxonomy places the organism in Eukaryota, Metazoa, Chordata, Mammalia, Rodentia, Cricetidae. Gene Ontology annotation, cellular component: membrane; intracellular membrane-bounded organelle. The coding region runs from base 980 to 4594 and encodes 1204 amino acids. Gene Ontology annotation, biological process: calcium ion transmembrane transport; regulation of cytosolic calcium ion concentration. The record is from RefSeq and is a predicted model, not a curated record.